Clunio marinus is the source of this 4339-nucleotide messenger RNA. Lineage: Eukaryota; Metazoa; Arthropoda; Insecta; Diptera; Chironomidae. The record is from the annotation of a GenBank genome assembly.
UUAUAAAUGGAAAUCAUGUGGAAAUUUGAUUUUCAAUUUUUUAUUGCUGCUGUGAUUGUAUCAGCAAUGGUCGGAAAUGCUUCAGCAACAAAGGAAAAUAAUGAAAAGUUUCACUCACAAAAAUAUUCUAUCGAGCAACUUUUGUCGACAACGUUUCCAUAUUCUGAUCCAAGAUUAGAUAACCAAUUGCACAUGGAUCCAUGUAAAGCAGGCUCGUUCAUGGGAGACAUUGCCUUGCCAGAUGUGAAUUAUCAGAGCGACUACGGUUUAAAGAGCAAUAAAUCAGCACAGCAGGAAGAAAUUGAGAAGCUUAAGAAGGAAGUUUAUCUUGAUGGACUGCAAGUGGAGGAAGAAGGUCUGACCGAUAUUCUGAGAAAGAAAAUCAAGCAAGCACCACUUCAAGAUGAUUUGUUGAAGAAUAAUGACAAACUUCUCAAUGAAGCGAUUGUUGAAUCAAAGAACGAAGAAGCACAAACAUCAGUGAAUCAAUUUCCAUUUAUUGCUCAAGUGCUACCAACAAUGUCGCCAGCACCGGCAAAUGAAGCUGAGCCGGAAAUCAAUGCAACUAUAAUUGAAAACAAUGAGAACAUCAUUCUUAAUUUAACAGAUCAUAAUGAUCAUGUGCUGGCGUCAUCAAAGAUGGAAUAUAUAAAUGGAAAGGCCAACAAAUCGAGUUCGGAAAUGAUUGCUUUACGCAAUAUCGACACGAAUAAGAUUCAGUCAAACACGAAAGAUAUUUCUGAGAGUAGCGAUAACAUUGUGACAAAUAAUCGUCGAGUUGUGGCUGUGACAACUCCACCAAUUACUCGUUCAACAUUGCCAAAUAUUUUCAGUAAUUCUGGAGGAAAUGGCGGCAGUCUUGAUGAUGUUCAAAUUCUAAAUAGUGAUGGAAGUGUCAAGAAACGUCAUCGUAAUCGACGACAAGGAAGAAAUCGAAAGAUAACAGACACCAAUAACAAGGAACACUUUCAAGCUCGUGUUGCACGUCUUCGUCAUGAAUUGAUGAGAGCUUCCGAGUCACCACCAGAACCGCAUAUAAAAUCAAAGCCUUAUAAACGUAGGAACAACAAAAAUCAUAGCACAGAAAUUAAAUCUUUCAUUGCACCGUUACCAAUCGACCAUAAAAUCUCAAUAGAUACUGUUGACGUCUCUCAAAACACUCAUCAUCGUGUCACUCGUGCUGCUACUGCGAAAAAAGAUCGCAUAUGGGAUUACGGAGUUAUUCCAUAUGAGAUUGAUGGGAAUUUUAGCGGUGCACAUAAAGCUCUCUUUAAACAAGCAAUGAAGCAUUGGGAGAAUUUCACUUGUAUCAAGUUCGUCGAACGCAAUCCUCUAGAUCAUCCGAAUUAUAUUGUGUUUACUGAACGUCCUUGCGGAUGCUGUUCAUUUGUUGGUAAACGCGGUCAAGGACCUCAAGCUAUCUCCAUCGGAAAAAAUUGCGAUAAAUUUGGAAUUGUUGUUCAUGAAUUGGGGCAUGUUGUUGGCUUUUGGCAUGAACAUACGCGACCCGAUCGUGAGAAUCAUGUUGUAAUUAACAAGGCUAAUAUCAUGAAUGGUCAAGAGUAUAAUUUUAAUAAACUCACUGAAGAUGAUGUCAAUUCUUUGGGUCAAGCUUAUGACUACGAUUCCAUCAUGCAUUAUGCUAAGAAUACUUUUUCGAAGGGAACAUAUCUUGAAACAAUCUUUCCGGUUGAUAUUCCCGGAAGAAAGAGACCAGAAAUAGGUCAGAGAAUAAGAUUAAGUGAAGGGGAUAUCGCUCAAGCCAAUCUUCUCUAUAAAUGUCCAAAAUGUGGACGAACUUUUCAAGACAAUAGUGGAUCGUUCACAUCACCAAGCUAUUACAUAUCAACAAAUGAACCUGAGAAGUGUGAAUGGAGAAUAACAGCAACUCAUGGUGAACGAAUUGUCUUGAACAUCACUGAUCUAGACAUUUUCAAAUCAGAUAAUUGCAAAUCAGAUUAUUUAGAGAUUCGUGAUGGUUAUUGGCAUAAGUCACCAGCUCUUGGACGCUUCUGUGGAAGUGGAAAAGUGAAUGAACUUAUAACAACAACAGGUUCAAGAAUGUUGCUGACAUUUGUCAAUACUUUACAACAACCAAGCUUGCGAGGUUUUGCUGCAAGUUUUGAAGCAAUUUGCGGGGGAGAAAUGAAUCUCGAAACUGGCGGUAGACUCGAGUCACCGAAUUAUCCACUCGACUAUCUUCCAAGUAAAGAAUGCGUUUGGAAAAUUACCGUCCCGAAAGAAUUUCAAGUCGCUUUACAUUUUCAAUCGUUUGAAGUUGAAAAUCACGAUAAUUGCGUAUACGAUUAUGUUGAAGUAAGAGAUGGUGACACUCCCGAUUCAAGACUUAUCGGCGUUUUUUGUGGAUACAAAAUUCCACCCGAUAUGAGGUCGUCAUCGAAUAAACUUUUUGUUAAAUUCGUUUCUGAUGGUUCAGUACAAAAAGCUGGUUUCUCAGCAACAUUUAUGAAGGAGGUUGAUGAAUGCGAAAUGAACGAACAUGGUUGCGAACACGAAUGCAUAAACACACUGGGCGGUUACGAAUGUUCAUGUCAUCUUGGCUAUGAGUUGCAUAGCAAUAGAAAAGCAUGUGAGACGGCUUGUGGUGGUAUUCUUGACACACCAAAUGGAACGAUUUGGUCGCCAUCGUUUCCCAAAGAAUAUCCGACAAAUAAAGAAUGUAUUUGGGAAAUAAUUGCACCAGAAAAUCAUAAAAUUACUUUGAACUUCACACAUUUUGAUUUGGAGGGAAAUGUUUUCUAUCAACCAGCAACAUGCGAGUACGACGCAUUGACAGUUUACUCCAAAAUGUCUGAUGACUCAUUGAAGAAGCACGGAGUGUAUUGUGGAACCAAAAUUCCAAAUGCUGUUACCAGCGAUGGAAAUAUUUUAAGAUUAGAAUUUAAAUCUGACAAAACAAUUCAAAAAACUGGAUUUGCAGCAAUUUAUUUGACCGAUGUUGAUGAAUGUGCUGAGAAUAACGGAGGUUGUCAACAUGAAUGCCGAAAUCUUCUUGGAUCGUAUGAAUGUUCAUGUCAUAAUGGAUUCACUCUUCAUGAGAAUGGACAUGAUUGCAAGGAAGGUGGAUGCAAAUUCGAAAUAACUUCGCCAUCUGGUCAUAUUUCAUCACCAAACUAUCCUGAUUUAUAUCCAGCACAGAAAGAUUGCAUUUGGCACUUUACAACAACGCCUGGACAUCGAAUAAGACUUGUCUUUAACAUAUUUGAGAUUGAACCACAUCAGGAAUGUGCUUAUGAUCAUAUUGCAUUAUUUGAUGGUAACUCAGCUGAUAGUCAUAGUCUUGGACGAUUCUGUGGUUCGAAACUGCCACAUCCAAUCUCAUCAACAUCAAACUCAAUGUUUAUGUUGUUUAAUUCUGAUGCAAGCGUUCAUCGAAAAGGAUUCUUUGCAACUCAUUCGACAGUUUGUGGAGGACAUUUACAAGCAACGAAUAAAUUGAAGAAUAUUUAUUCUCAUUCACGCUAUGGUGAUGAAACUUAUGAAGCUCAUUCAGAUUGCGAGUGGGUGAUUGAAACAACAAGGGGAAGAAAUAUUCAGUUAACAUUUAUGGCAUUUGAAAUUGAAGAAGAGAAAGCGUGUUCAUAUGAUUACGUUGAGGUUUACAGUGGAGUUGACGAUUCAAGUGGUCGACUUCAUGGUCGUUAUUGCGGAAAUGCUAUCCCGCAUGAUUUAAUUUCCGAACAUGAAGAAUUUAUGAUUCGUUUUCACUCGGAUGAUUCUAUGGGAUUCAAAGGUUUUGCACUUUCUUACGUUGCUGUUGAUCCUCUUGAUGAUUUCGAUGAGAAUUCUGCAAACUUUGAAGAAGAAAGUGCAGAGAUUGCAACACCUUUUCCAGGAUAUUUGCCUGGUGGUCAUUCAAGAUUUUCAAUGAGAAAGCCUGAAGAUGAUGACGAUGAAGAUGAAGAAGAGGAGGAAGAAGAGGAAUAUAACAGAAGUAUGAGGAAGCCAGAAGAAAAUGAAGAUCUUGAUGAAGAUUUAGACUUAGUAACAGACAACGAGGAUAAUUACAUUUACAACUCACACAGAAUCAUCAAAGAAAAUACGAUCAUCAUUGGCAACAACAAGAAAAAGGAAGAUGAUGUUGAUUAAAUUUACUUUAUCUUCUCUACAUGAAGAACUUGAACCAUAUCUUUGAAAAUAAAUCUUUUAAAACUUAAGUACAUACCUAGCUGUCACUAUGUUUUGAUCUCCUUGCAUGUUUUUCUUUCAAAACUUUUCAAGAUUUUAAUGAUUCUUAACGUGCCAUAUCAUUAAACCAAAAACUGUCGUCUUUGUUCAAGAAAAAGAGUUUCAGAAUUUUAAAGUAAUAAAUAUGGUG